Cryptomeria japonica (Japanese cedar) is the source of this 2702-nucleotide messenger RNA. RefSeq names its product G-type lectin S-receptor-like serine/threonine-protein kinase LECRK2. Gene Ontology annotation, biological process: protein phosphorylation; recognition of pollen. NCBI's taxonomy places the organism in Eukaryota, Viridiplantae, Streptophyta, Pinopsida, Cupressales, Cupressaceae. The transcript has a single exon. Gene Ontology annotation, molecular function: protein serine/threonine kinase activity; ATP binding. The record is from RefSeq and is a predicted model, not a curated record. The coding region runs from base 1 to 2499 and encodes 832 amino acids.
AUGCCUGAACCCAUUCAUUCUAUCAAUACUCGUAGUCGUGUAGGCUUCAUACUGGCCAAACUGUAUCCCAUGGCCUAUACAACUAGAGCGCUUUCCGCAGUUUUUAUUAGCAUGGUCGUCUGCGUUUUGGCGCACUCUCCUGUCAAGCAUAAUAUCAGUCUUGGGUCCACUCUUACAGCUGAUUCCGAAAAUUUCAAAUGGGUUUCACCGAAUGGGGAAUUCGCCUUUGGAUUCUACGAUGUCUCUCCUCUUUACUUGGUAGGCAUCUGGUUUGACAACAUAUCCAACAACACUCUUGCGUGGACAGCGAAGACGGACAACAUAGAGCUUCGAGUCGAGUCGGGGUCUACCCUGCAGCUUUCGGUGGCGGGGCUUCAGGUGUUGGAUUCCCAAAGAAGGCUAAAAUGGGCUGCAAGCCCCGCUGAAAAUGAAAACGAAAGCGUAUCAGCGGCUGCAAUCCUCAAUAGUGGCAACUUUGUGUUGCUCAAUCAGUCGGCAGCGCCCAUUUGGCAGAGCUUCGACGAGCCCACUGACACCCUGCUGCCAGGUCAGAGGCUGAGCCAGAAUUCUAUCAUGUAUUCCAAAGUUUCAGUUACGAACUUCUCCUCAGGCCGAUUCGGGCUCACCAUUGACACGUACGGGAAUCUGGUGCUUUAUCUAGUGGAGCGGUUGGAGAUUGAAGGCACUUACUGGAAAUUAAAUGAUACACCAACCCAAUUACCCACUUAUUAUUCUGGUUAUUAUUCUGUGUCCAAUACGUUGCAGUUUGAUCAUAGUGGACUGUUGUAUUUGGUAAAUAACAGCAACAUGAAAGCAGCAACUGCUGGUAAUGCCGGAUCGGGUCAGUUUCUUCGCAGACUGACGCUUGAUACAGACGGAGUUUUAAGGGAGUAUGUGUGGAAUGAGAACGGCACUGGCCCAGCUUCUUGGUCAUAUGUAUGGCAAGCUGUGGACGAUCCGUGUAAAGUCAAGGGCCUGUGCGGGCUUAAUAGCGUUUGUCAGGUGACUGAUUUGAAAAAGCCCAAUUGUUUAUGCCCGCCAGGAUUCGAUUUCACGGAUACAGAGGACUCCUCAAGGGGAUGCAUGUCGAAUUCUUCCCAAGACUACAGCUGCAGUGCAAGGAGCGAGAUGGUAGAGAUUCGGGAGACCACCUGGGCCAAGGAUAAUGAUUAUUCAAAUUUACUGGAUGUUUCUGAAAGUGAAUGCAUGCAGGCAUGCAGUGACGAUUGCAUGUGUGUCGUAGUUACUUACGAGAGUAGUAUGUGCUACAAGAAGCGUAUGCCUUUAAUAGACGGCAGGCAGGGCUACGGCAUUAGCAGUAAAGCUUUUGUCAAAGUCACCGACCUUUCUAUUGCGCCCUACUCUCCCCCUUCCGAUCUUCUUCCUCGCGCUCACCUUCCAAACGCAACCAAGGAAGAGAUGCAGUGGAAGGGAAAGGGCAAGGGCAAGGGGAAAGUUGUUCUAAUGGUUGGAAUAAGCCUGGUGGGUUGUUCUUCAAUCCUUGCUUCAGCAACGUCCCUGCUAACAUGGUUCUUCCGUACUCGUAGCUCUCUUCAUAACACCAGUAGGGUACAAAAUAAAGCCGGGAAGAACCGGAACUUAAAAGCUUUUAGGUACAAAGAGAUCCAGGCUGCUACAGGAGGUUUCAGACAGGAACUAGGAAGGGGUUCCUUUGGUAAAGUUUACAAAGGCGAAUUGCCCAACGGAAGGGCGAUUGCCGUGAAGACACUUGAUAAGUUGGUGCAGGAAGGCCAAGGAGAAAAGGAGUUCAGAACAGAAGUAAGUGUUAUCUGUACAAGCCAUCACAGAAAUCUUGUUCAAUUGUAUGGUUUCUGCGACGAGGGUGCGCACAAGUUUCUGGUGUAUGAAUACAUGAGCAAUGGAUCUUUGGAUGGUGUUUUGUUUGUUGAUAGUGGGUUUCUUAGUUGGGAGUUACGCGUGGGAAUCGCCAUUGGGACAGCCAGAGGCAUCCUGUACCUUCAUCAAGAAUGCGCAACGCAAAUCAUUCAUUGUGAUAUAAAGCCGCAGAACAUUCUGCUCGACGAAAAAUACAAUCCUAAGAUUUCUGACUUUGGCUUAGCCAAAUUGAUGAAGGCAGAGCACACUCGAACUUUUACGGCCGGGGCUCGUGGUACAAAGGGUUAUAUGGCACCCGAAUGGCACAGGAAUGUCGCCGUUACCGUGAAGGUUGAUGUUUACAGUUUUGGAGUGAUGCUCCUUGAGAUUAUCUGUUGCAAGAAAACCGUCCAUUUAGAUGAAGAAGAAAAUGAAAGCCUUCUGUGCGACUGGGUUUAUGAGUGCUUCAGACACGGCAGACUUGUACAAUUGGUAGAGCAGCAGCAGUUAGAGGGUGAUACAAUUGAGCCAAGGCAGCUGGAAAGAAUGGUGUUGACGGCGCUGUGGUGCAUUCAAGACAAUCCUGUUCUGAGGCCGUCAAUUAAAAAGGUUGUGCAGAUGUUGGAAGGAACAGUUGAGAUCGCAGUACCCCCAGCUCCUUAAUUUUUCCAUCACUUGCCUCCCAUGCUAAUAAAUUAAAGUGCUUUCAUUAUCAUGUUGUAAUACUCUCAAAUCCAACAAGUCCAAACCCCUUCUCCAGCUCGUGUUACUUUGUCAUCAAACCCGUUCUCCUGCUUGUGAUACUAUGUCAUAGUUUUGUUUCUUUGCAAUAUGCUUCUUCGCUUAAAGUAAAUUCACAAUUCCAC